AUGGUUUCUCAAGACCAAAGUAAGUACUCUGGCUCCAAAAAAAAUGGAGGUAAGGAGCUUGGAAUGGUAACUCCUCAAGACAAGCCCUUGAAGAAGAUGAAGUUUGUUUCAUCUGCUGAGAAAGAACCAAGCAGCACGACAACAAUUUCUGAGGAUUCAAAGUCAGGUCGAGGUAUGAGCACAAUGCCUCGUGUUGUGAAGAGAAAAUUGCAGAAAAUCAAGCCAGUUGUUGAGUACAAUAAAAGGGGGAAAGGAUGUGGCCCUGCACAUACUGAGAUGCAGUCCUACAUUGGUGUGUUGGCACGCUCCAGAGUCCCACUUGUGGACAAGAAAUGGGCUGAAAUCCCCAAUGAUAUAAAGGAGCAGAUUUGGGAAGCCGUUGACAUGGCUUUUGUGGUAGGUCAAGGGGGCAAGACCUCGGUGUUAUCUUCUGCUGCCAAGAAAUGGAAGGAUUUCAAGUCUACACUGACGAGGCAUUAUAUCCUUCCAUACAUCAAGGAGAGGGAGAAAUUAAGCCAACCCCCUGAAGUAUAUAAAUUCAUAGAGAAAGCAGAAUGGGAUGCCUUUGUAGCUUCAAGGUUAUCCAAAGAAUUUGAGUCUGUGCAUUCUCAACAUGCACAGAUUAGGGAGAAACUUGAGUACAAUCAUCGAUUGUCUCGAAAAGGAUAUGCUGGUUUGGAGGAUCAAUUGGAGGAAACCAUGCCUGGGGUAGAAAUUGAUCGAUCUACCUUAUGGAAGAAAGCUAGACAGGACAAACAUGGUAACAUCCCGGAUCCAAAGGUGGCAGAGAAAGCAAAAUUAAUUGAUGAAUUGCAAAAACAAGUGGCUGAAGGCAGUCUGAGUAUAACUGGCAGUAAUGAUGUGUUGACCUUGGCUUUGGGUCCCGAGCAUCCAGGGAGAGUAAGAGGGGUAGGUGCUGGGAUUUCCCCUAGGCAAUUCUUCAAUUUACCUAGACCACAAAGGGUAAAGUUUGCUGAUCAAUUGAAGGAAAGUGUAAGAAUUGUCCUUCAAGAAGAGACUAAGAAGAUGGAAGCUAGAACCAAACAAUUAGUAGAGGCUGAAGAAGCUGUAGAGUUUUGUACCGAGCAUUUAUCUGAUGUUAGUACAGUUGGAGUGCCUUCAAGCCAAAAGAUGGGAGUUUCAAAGCCAUUAUCAGGUUGCACAGUGAGCGUAGUUGAUCGGGACCUGUUGAACCAAGCACAUCUAUAUGUCUUGGAGAAUACGGAGGAAGUCCUACCUUAUAUCGAGCAACAUAUGAUCCACAUCCAGACCGCUUAUCCAAAAUUUAGAAAGAGAACAAAGUGGCUGCAGGAUAAGCACAAUAGCACUUUCAUUCAAUGGCUACGCUUCAAGGUUCAAAGUGAACUUAAUGAGGACAAUCAUGGCGUAUCAGAAAAUUUAAGGUGGCUAGCAGCUGGUCCAAACAUGGCAGUGCCAUUAUAUAGGAGCUAUCUCAUUAAAGGUAUUAAAUUCAACAUCAAGGCACAAGAUGAUGUGCGGACAACUCAAAAUAGUGGAGUUUAUUUACUUGCACAUACUAUGCAAGUUGCUAGUGCCAAGGAUAAAAACCCAAUUCUCUCAAAUAUGGGUUUCUAUGGUGUCAUUCAAGAAAUUUGGGACCUUGACUACCAAAAGUUUACAAUCCCAGUCUUUAGGUGUGAUUGGAUUGAUAAUACUUCUGGUCUUGUAGUGGACGAACUUGGAUUUACCCUUGUAGAUUUGAGUAAAAUUGGACAUAGGAAUGACCAAUUUGUUUUGGCUUCUCAAGUCAAACAAGUAUUUUUUGUUGACGACCCGAUGCAUCGUGGUUGGUCGGUAGUGUUAUCAAUGCCUAAUAGAGAAUAUAAUGAUGUUAUUGGUGAUGAUGUCUUAGGUGAUGUGAGAAUUGAGUGUGAGCCAUUUACUAGGGGGAUGCCAAAUGUUGACACAUUUGAUGAAGUGGUGGUUGAGUUAGGGAGUCAAAAUAUUCGAGAUGGGUGUGAAGAUAUAUGGGUUGAAUGA
Messenger RNA from Prunus armeniaca (apricot), 2001 nucleotides. The record is from the annotation of a GenBank genome assembly. Lineage: Eukaryota; Viridiplantae; Streptophyta; Magnoliopsida; Rosales; Rosaceae.